Molecule: messenger RNA, 5416 nt
Organism: Myxocyprinus asiaticus (Chinese sucker)
Lineage: Eukaryota; Metazoa; Chordata; Actinopteri; Cypriniformes; Catostomidae
Product: transcriptional regulator Erg-like
Exons: 10
Coding region: 210-1649 (479 amino acids)
Biological process (GO): regulation of transcription by RNA polymerase II; cell differentiation
Cellular component (GO): nucleus
Molecular function (GO): sequence-specific DNA binding; DNA-binding transcription factor activity, RNA polymerase II-specific
Source: RefSeq, a predicted model, not a curated record
CUCUCUCCCAAAUAUCCUGUUUCUUCGAGUGGUGUCGAUCAGACCAAUAGAAAGCUCUUCCUGCUGUUGGCUGACUUAACUUCCAGCUUUAGCACAAUCUCAUCCGCUCCAAACAGCGUUCAGCUCCACCGCAACUCACGCACACGCCGACCAUAAACACACAUAUUAGAAUUAAAAGUCGUGAGUGGACGGGCGAUUCCUGCGCCGCCAUGGCCAGCACCAUCAAGGAGGCGCUGUCGGUGGUGAGCGAGGAUCAGUCCUUAUUUGAGUGUGCGUACGGAGCGUCUCAUUGUAAAGCGGACAUGACAGCGUCUGCCGCGGGUGAAUACACACAGAAUAAACUAAGUCCCAGAGUGCAGCAGCAGCAGGAUUGGAUGGCUCCGCCCACCGGACGCGUCACUGUGAAGAUGGAGUGCAGCAGCAGCAGUGCAGGAGGAGCUGCGCAGGUCAACGGCUGCAGAAUUUCUCCUGAUGACUGUACUGUGGUUAAAGGAAAGCUGUCAGCAGGUGAGAAUGUUCCGGUGAUGUACAGUAACUACAUGGAGGAUAAACACACACCACCUCCAAACAUGACCACUAAUGAGCGCAGAGUCAUCGUACCUGCAGAUCCGACUCUGUGGUCAUCGGAUCACGUGCGUCAGUGGCUGGAGUGGGCCGUGAAGGAAUACAGUCUGCCGCAGGUUGAAGUGUCGCUGUUUCACAGUGUGGAUGGGAAGGAGCUCUGUAAGAUGACCAAAGACGACGUCCAGCGUCUCACCAGCAGUUACACGGCUGAUAUUCUGCUGUCACACCUGCAGUACCUGCGAGAGACUCCGCUCCCUCACUUGACUUCAGAUGAUGUUGACAAAGCCUUGCAAAACUCCCCACGGUUAAUGCAUGCUCGCAACACAGGAGGAGCCAGCUUUAUUUUCCCAAAUGCUCCCGUCUAUCCUCCAGAUGCCCCCAGAGGUCCCAUCAGAGCGGAUGUGAGUUAUGACGUGGGCAGACGUGCUGUGUGGCCUCAGACUGGAUCUGCUUCUAAAGUUUCUCAGAGUUCAACCACCAUCAUGACUAAAACUGAGGAUCAGAGAAUUCAUUUAGAUCCGUACCAGAUUUUGGGGCCGACCAGCAGCAGACUGGCAAAUCCAGGUUCAGGUCAGAUCCAGCUGUGGCAGUUUCUCUUGGAGCUUUUGUCCGACAGCUCAAACUCAUCCUGCAUCACCUGGGAGGGAACCAACGGUGAGUUUAAGAUGACCGACCCGGACGAGGUGGCGCGGCGCUGGGGAGAGAGGAAGAGCAAACCCAACAUGAACUACGACAAACUGAGUCGUGCUCUCCGCUACUACUAUGACAAAAACAUCAUGACCAAAGUCCACGGCAAACGCUAUGCAUACAAGUUUGACUUCCACGGCAUCGCUCAGGCCCUGCAGCCGCAUCCGCCUGAGUCGUCCAUGUACAAAUACCCCACGGAUCUGUCGUACAUGAGCGCAUACCACUCGCACCCGCAGAAGAUGAACUUCGUGUCACCGCACCCUCAGCCGCUGCCCGUCACCUCGUCCAGUUUCUUCGCCGCUGCGAGUCCAUACUGGAACUCGCCCGCAGCGGGCAUCUACCCCAGCCCGCGCCACCCGCCCGCUCACAUGCCCUCACACCUGGGUUCCUACUACUAAACAUCUGCAUGAGUGAGAAACAUCUCCAGACGUCCAAGCAGAAACUAAACAAGGAACUUACAGGCGCUUACCGGAUUUCAAACAGGAGAAUCUGCAUCGACGAAGCUCAUCGUGAAGGAGUGUCAUAUCUGUUAUCUGUGCCGGAUAAAACUGAAGAAAUAUUUUAAAUGGGGGCUGAGAACCGUCACAGAUCUGGUGAAGAACGAAAUGAGAAUGUGAAAGUGUUGCUCUUUUGAAACCCAGUGAGCUGCAUUCUAAGGCAUCAUCCUAACGGAAAUUAAAUCUCAUAAGUCAUAUUUAUUUAUUUAGCACUCUUUGCAAUACACAUCAUUUCAAUGCAUUUUUACAGAAGUUAUGCUUUAAUGUCCUUAAGCCCUCAGUGAACAAGGGAAAGGUGAUUGCGGCAAUAAAUAACUCCAGAAGAUGUUAGUGGAGUGAAAAACCGUUGAGAGGAACCAGAUUCAGCUUGGGGAGCGCACGGCACACAGAAAAUUACUUUAGUUAAGUCUCGUGCAUGGUUGAACAUACGCACUACAACUGCUUUGUAAUACACUGUAAAACAAUCCUCUUAAAUUCACUGUAAAAUUACAGUGAUCAUGGGCCGGUUGCAUAAAACUGUUUUAGACUAGUCUUACAAGUUUUGGUCUUAACUUUUUCAGUCAGUUGCAUAAAAAUGAAGAUUGGUCUAAUAUAAAACCAGAAUGUAAAACAGACUUUGUAGAAGAAAUUGACUUCUAUGAAGGUGACAAAGUUUUUUAAUUGUAUUAUUAUUUUGGUUAAAAUCACUAAAUUUGUUCAUUACAAUCAAUAUUGAAGCAUUGCAUUCUUCUAAUAAGCAAAUAUUUUCAGCGAAGGAAAACUGUGUUGAGUGCCCACUGUCUGACAUUUUAAGCCGUUCGGUGCAAUGCAAAAUAGACUGUCUUACUAAAGACGGCUGUGAACUUGUUUUAUGAAACAGGCUUUCUCUGGCGUUUUUAGUUAGUCAGACUAAUUGUUAUACGCAGUCUUAAGUUAAUGGCUAUGUUUAUGCAACUGGCCUCAUGUUUCAGGCAUUACGGGAUGUCAUUUUGGUGCCUGUAUAUUUAACAGUUCACUACCGUGUAAGUCAUUACAUGAUAAAAUGUAAAUAUACCAACCUACUGGAACUACAAAAAUCUACUUUGCAUUUUUAAAUGUAUUGUUAAGCACUGUAGUAACACAGGUGGGCCACAUGAUGACUUAAAUUUCAUCAAGAGAAACUCCAGCGGCAAUGACCAAUAAAUAUGUAUAAAGAGUGCACAAAACAGCAUCAGGGUAACACACGUGUCAUUGAAAUAAUGUAAUAACAACAUACUGAUAAUUGAAACAUAAAGCACCCCAAUGUACAUAACCGAUAUCAGAAAUUAAGAAACAUAAAUAUUUCAAUUAAAUAUAAUCAAAUGUGAUGUGUCAUGCAGGGACCACUGGAAACGGCUAAUUGUUGUUUUUCACUGUAAUUUUUAACAAUAGUUUACUGUUAAAAACAUGUAUUGUCUUGUUAAGCAUAUGGCCCUAUUUUAAGAGCGUUAGUGUUAAGCGCAGCACUAUACUAUAAGUCAUAAGUGUAAAGUCAAUGGGCAUGAAAUUCUGGUAUUUUUGUGCAAGCAUGCGCUAAAUCGAGGUGCAAGUGGGUUUGGGGAAACUGAGCGUGCAACGUGCAAAUGGGCUGGAUUAAGUGCAAUUUAAUUCUGAAGUUUUUCUUCGGUUAUUAUUGCACCGUCUUCAUCCUAUUAUAUAGUCCAUUCUCUCAAACACCAGCGGUAUAAACAAACACAGCACAUUUAUAAGAAGUUGGUAGUGUAAACGGACUGUAUGCAAUGAAUUAGAAGAACAGAAAAUGAUGUUCGUUUGUGCAUUAACUGCGUUGAUGAUUGUCGUGCAUAUUUCACAGUGACACACUCCUUUUAUCUGCGUGGAAAAUGUGCUUCUCAUCAGAAUUUGAAUGUACACUCCCACCCAUGCCCACUUGUGCUUUGUGCUGGCAUUGGAUAAGACGUUGCGCACGGUCAUUGUGUGUAGCACUGCGCUUUGCACGCUCAAGAAAAUAGAGCCCAUAAUAUACAUUUUCACCAUUAACUAUAUGGUAAAUCAUACUUUUUAAUUAUGACUUUUUAAUUAUCUCUAAAAUAUUAUAUAUAUAUUUUUUAUAUUUUACUGUAAAAUUACAUGCAUUGAUUUGUUUCAAAAUAUAGAAUGUUUCACUUUACAUAGUUCGUUAACCAUACCAUGUAAGUUAACCAAAUAACAGUUAAUAAUUUUUUGACAGAUUUUACACUUUAGCACAUUCAACACCAGACGCAUGCACAGAGAACAGACACAGACGUGGACUGUCCGUGUGAAGCCCAGUUUUACUAGACAGUCUGCGCAACAGUGCUGAUGACCAAAUUUGCUAUAUGUGCAUUGUGCGCAAAACCUUAAGGACAAAGUAUGCUUCAGGUGUGCACGUUGCGGAAUGCUCGGCGCACAGUAUGUGUGACGCAAAUUGUGUCAUCUGCACAGCCUCGCCGCCUAGAGUUUCUUGACUCGCGCACGCGGUCUUCGGCUGUGCCUCAUCUGCACAUGUGCUGACCAUUGACUGUUCUAAAAGAGUGUCACAAAGCAGUGUAGUGCGCAUGCGUCAAACACAUUCCUAUUCGUUUGUGGUCAGAAAAGUAUACUCACAAAGCAACGAGGUCGACCAGGUGCCAGCCGAUCCGGAACACGCAAAAACAAAGUAUACCUGGGCCUUUAGCCUUUAAAAUACUGCCUCUGUAGGCAGCUCACUAGGUUUUGAAAAAGAGCAAAUUUGUGUAAAAAGGGCUAUUCAUUACAAAAAUGUAGAUGCAUGAUCAGUUACUUAUUAAUCUAUAUGUUUUAUGCAUUAAACUACCUUAUUUUAAUAACAGACAUAUCAAAGAAAGUUUAGAAGGUGAGACCUGUGAGACAGUGUGAGACAGACAGGUCAGAGGAGCAGACAGACAGGUGAAUGAGAUGAUGAGGUGAGACAGGAUGAAUGAGAGAGGAACUGAAGUAUGUGAUCAUGAAGAAUUAUUGAGUUGGUAGUAAGUUGUAUUUAUCAGUAUUAUGCAGUUUAUAUGGCAUUAGAGAUCGUUCUGAGGAUACUUGUCGAAAAUGACACAUCUUUGAAACUGGAAUAUGAAACUUGGAAUUUGACUCUGUAAAAUGUUUUUCAAUGACCUCAAACAUUUAAAGACAGAGGUGGAUUUUUAUAAAUCGGUGCCUUACAGAAAACAGCUCCUCACACAGCUGGAGAGAUUUACCAAAGAAUACCAAUAUGUAUUAUUAUGUAUUAUUAUUAAUAUUAUUAUUAUGUUCUGAGUCGCAAACGCUGUGCGUUUGUUAGAUUGGAGUAUACAAUUCAGUGUUAUAUAUUCUUUUUAUAUAAUAGUUAUAUAACUUAUGCAUUUAAACACUACGAGUUGAUCUCAGCCAGCCAAAGAAAUUUUAUCAUAGAUUUAGAGAAAUAACAGAGAAAUGAACCAACGUGUCAAAACAGUCAUAUGUUUGUGGCCUUUGAAUGAAACUCAGUAUUAUCCGUUGUUUACAGUGAAAGCACAUGUGCUCAAACGUGUGUGUUUGUAUAAAUCUGGACUGGCGCAGCACACUCAUGUCUCUGUUCUACUGAAUCCAGAUCAGAUCAGAGAACGCCAUGAUGCUCUUGAGAUUGUUGACAAAGGGAAGAAAUCAUAUACUUAGAUCAAUUAUAUGGUUUUCUACUGAAUAAUUUUAAUAAACUAUUUUCAAAAACA